Molecule: messenger RNA, 2494 nt
Organism: Manacus vitellinus (golden-collared manakin)
Lineage: Eukaryota; Metazoa; Chordata; Aves; Passeriformes; Pipridae
Gene: PDGFA
Product: platelet derived growth factor subunit A
Exons: 6
Coding region: 1-621 (206 amino acids)
Biological process (GO): positive regulation of cell migration; positive regulation of ERK1 and ERK2 cascade; positive regulation of protein autophosphorylation
Cellular component (GO): membrane
Molecular function (GO): platelet-derived growth factor receptor binding; growth factor activity
Source: RefSeq, a predicted model, not a curated record
AUGGCGAUUGUUCCAUUAGAAGACAUCAUGGUGCAUAGCAGUGAAAUACGACGUACAGUACCAUGCAGAUAUGAUGAUGUUUCAGAAACAAACUUGAGGUCCUAUAGUGUUCAUUCUGCUAAACAUGUGCAAGAGAAUCGUCCUGUGCCCAUUCGCAGAAAAAGAAGCAUUGAGGAGGCCAUCCCGGCUGUCUGCAAGACACGGACGGUCAUCUACGAGAUACCUCGGAGUCAGAUCGAUCCCACCUCGGCCAACUUCCUGAUAUGGCCGCCCUGCGUGGAGGUGAAGCGCUGCACUGGCUGCUGCAACACCAGCAGUGUGAAAUGCCAGCCGUCCCGGAUACACCACAGAAGUGUCAAGGUGGCAAAAGUGGAAUAUGUUAGAAAAAAGCCAAAAUUAAAAGAAGUUCUGGUGAGAUUAGAAGAGCAUAUGGAAUGCACCUGUACAUCAUCAAAUACUAAUUCAGAUUAUAGAGAAGAAGAAACUGGCGAGACCGAGGCAUGGAGAAAAGACUGUGCAAGGUCAUACAGCAAGGCUGUGGCAGAACCAGGGAUAGGACUCAGAUCUGAGUGCUCAUCCAGUGCCCUAAAUCACACGACCAUCUUCCCUUUCCAAGAGUGAAUCCUUGCACCCUUAGAGCUAAAUACUGAAAAGAUUGAGGGCCUCCUCUCGUCCUUGGACCCAGUUUGCACAUCUCCUCCAGCCACAGCCGGACCGGCUGAAUGAACUCCUGCUCUCCUCUGGCCUUAGGAACAAUGGCUUUCAUCAUCCCCACCAGACUGCAGAGCACUUUAAGGAUGAAAGGGCUUCUCAUUUCAUAUAUCCUACUGCUGCUAGAACUAUAAAUCAUCAAUGGACUGAAUUUAUAGCCAACUGCUACUGCAAGUGAGUGAAAUUUAUUUUGUGUUGUCAUAUGUAUGGUCAAACUGUCCAAGAAGUUGCCAAACAAAGAACUGAGCUGCUGAUGGGCAACCCACUCAAUCUAUUCUCAUUUUAUUUAAAAAUAAUAAAUAGCUAUCAAUCAAAAGAACUUAUUUUGACAUGUGCUACCUGUUGAGUGUUCCUCAGUAUGUCUGGGAUAUGUCCAUAAAUGGAAGAAAACUGCCAGCUGUUACCAGGUCCAGCAGAUAUUACAUGGAUUUCCACCAAAAAAAGGUUUGUGGGCUCACUAGGGUUGCGGACAGGUUAAGGGCCAUCUCCUUUUUUAGCACAACUUACUGUUCUGAGAGUGUUUGCUCAGGUAGCAGGUGUGCACAGAGGCCACAUCCAGCCACACUGACCUCUGCUUGAAUCAAUGGCAAAUCUGCAUUGACCUGUAUACAGCAGUGGUCCUUCUUCUGUCUCACAGUUUGAUGGCAGGUGGAUUUUUUGUGGAUCUUUGGGGUCUGGAAAGCUGGCCUAUGUUUAUUUUGGUGCCUUGUGAUGGUGACGAGCUAAAAAGGAGAUAGUAGAAACUCUUCAAGUUGCAGGGGUCUGAAUCAUGCAUUUCUGUAUGAUUUUCUUACAGAGCGAACAAGCCUGAAAGGUCAUUUUUGUGUUUUACCCAGGCUCAUUAAUGAUAGCUGGGGGUGUUGGGAGCUGCCUUUCCCUGCUUGCUCCUGUUGUCCUGCCCAAUUCAAUCCCUGCAGCCUCCCACCCCCUUUAUGGCCACAUCUGGAGUGUCUCCCUGCACACGUGCUGGUAGGAGCCUCCACCCUGCCAGCACACACAUUGUGGCUUUUUGGUGUCCGUGGAGUUCUAGGCAUCUUUCCCCACACUUGUUUUUGCGUGAGAGGGAAAGAGAGAAGGGGCACGGGAAGGGCAGUGGCAGAGAAGGCCUCUGACAUGGAAUUCCCAGGAACAGGAUUUGCACAUUUUAUGACCGUUCAGAUGGAAAUGCAACGGAGCUGAAUUAUUCCUCCUUAAUCCUGCUUUCUCACUUUCCUCCCAGCAGCCUCUUCCCCUCCAGUUUAGGUAAUACAGAAGCUUAUAAACAAAUCCCCCCGCGUGAAAAAUAGCAAAGCCGGGGGAAAAAAAGGACCUGGGUUAGGGCUGUGAUGGAUAGACAGGUGGAAGGCAGGCACCAGAAGGGAGGAUGAAUGGUAAAAGCCUUUGAUGGAAACACUAAAGAGCUAUUGAAAAUCCAAGGGGUAGGGGGAGGGAGGAGAAAGAAUAGCAGGAGGAGGGAAAGCAAGGCAGCCGUGCCCCCGUCCCCCCGCCCUCUUUCUCAGGAUGUUGAAAGUAUUUGUCCUUCGUUACAAAAUGAUUGAACUGCCGCCAGGCCAGGCCACCCUUCCAGCCAUUGCACUGGGAAACUGGCACUUCUGAAAGCCUCGUCGCCUCUCAAAUUUUAUAGCUUUCCCUUUUUGUGGGAGUUUUUGUGUUGUGCUGUUUGCAGGAUUGUUUUCAGAUUUGCCGCAUAUCAAAGAAACUAUAUUUUGUUGCUCUGACGAACACAGAAUCCAGGUAAUGAAAAGAAGAAUUUAAAAAAUAAAGGCCCAUUUUUUUAUCAGAA